UGAGCUGCCUCGCCUAAGCGCAUGAGCCGAAUGAUAUGAACCUGCGGCUUGCCAUGGCUUCGCUGGUGCCCUCUUCACCACCCGCUCGCCAGGCAGCGGUGCUGGUGCAGCGGAGGUGGCGACGCCACCCCAAGGGCGGCAUCCAUGGCCCGCAGUUUCACCGCUUCCCCACCGAGGUGAAGAUGAAUUGGCCCCCAAAGGACCGGAGCAAGCUCUUUCUCCUGCCGGACUCCAAGCGUCUACUCUGCGUGGCGAAGGGCUGGUACUACCCCGAUGGCAUCACCGGCCGCGACAAGAAGGAGACAUCAGUUGUGCUCAGCUUCGCCUCCAAGAAUAAGCACAACCACAUGGACAGCUUGACCGUCCAGGAGGUGCAGAAGCUUUGGGAACUGGCGCCGGACAUCCAGGCGCAAUUCAAGGAGUGCGAGGCAAAGCUGGAGGAGGAGACGGAGCUGAAUGUGCAGCGCGCCCAUGUUUGCAAGUGAGCCGCGUGUUUCACCUGGCUGAUUGACCAUGUGGAACUCGCCAAAGUGCCGACUCAUUGGGCAGGGGGCAAAACAUUGAGAAUUUGGGCCCAUUGGGACUGUCUCAGUUGGAGCCGUUCAGAGCGAGCUACGCAGACAGAGUCCGUGAGUUUUCCUCGGCAGGAUUCAGCUUGAGUUUGCCGUCCG
Molecule: messenger RNA, 671 nt
Organism: Effrenium voratum
Lineage: Eukaryota; Dinophyceae; Suessiales; Symbiodiniaceae
Source: the annotation of a GenBank genome assembly